AUGGCCCCCCCCACCCCCCCAGCCCUUCCCGUAUGGGGAAUCGCCUCCUACCCCAGACGCCCACAAAACCUACGAACCUCCACAUUCAGACUUCCAACCACAACCCUCCACCCACAGUCAUCCACCCAGUCUCUACUCACACCCCUCCACCCACAGUCAUCCACCCUUCUCUCUACCCACAACCCUACACUCAACAGCCCUCAACCCACAGUCAUACCACUCAGUCUCUACCUACACCCCUCCACCCAAAGUCAUCAUACUUGCUCUCUACACUCACCCACCCACACCCAGAGUCAUCAACCGGUCUCUACCCACACCUCUCUAACCACAGUCAUCCACUCAGUCUCUAACGACACCCCUCCACCCACAGUCAUCCAUCCAGUCUCUACCCACAACCCUGCACUCACACCCCUCCACCCAAAGUCAUCCACUUGGUCUCUACUCACACCCCUCCACCCACAGUCAUCUACCCAGUCUCUACCGACAACCCUACACUCACGCCCCUCCACCUACAGCCAUCCACCCGCUCUCUACACUCACACCCCUCCACUCACAGUCAUUCACCAAGUCUCUACCCACAGCCCUCCACCCACAGUCAUCCACAUGGUCUCUGCCCACAACCCUACACUCACAACCCUACACUUACAACCAUGUACUAACAGUCAUCCACCUGGUCUCCAACCACAGUCCUCCACCAGCAGUUAUACUCAUAACUCUCCACCCUUAGUCGUCCACCUGGCCUCUACCUACGACCUUACACUUACAGGCUUCUAUCCUCAAAACUAA
Macrobrachium nipponense is the source of this 786-nucleotide messenger RNA. RefSeq names its product soluble scavenger receptor cysteine-rich domain-containing protein SSC5D-like. NCBI's taxonomy places the organism in Eukaryota, Metazoa, Arthropoda, Malacostraca, Decapoda, Palaemonidae. The transcript has a single exon. The record is from RefSeq and is a predicted model, not a curated record. The coding region runs from base 1 to 786 and encodes 261 amino acids.